Striga asiatica is the source of this 2292-nucleotide messenger RNA. Lineage: Eukaryota; Viridiplantae; Streptophyta; Magnoliopsida; Lamiales; Orobanchaceae. The record is from the annotation of a GenBank genome assembly.
AUGGAGAAAAAAAGGGAUAUCCCCACACUUCCGGUAAUCGGAAUCUCGAUGUUUCUUCUACUGCUUUCACAUAUUUCCACGGCGGAGAAGAAAACUUACAUAAUUCACAUGGCUAAAUCCGAGAUGCCGGCGGCCUUCGACGACCACAUCGACUGGUACGACUCGUCUCUCCAGUCGGUCUCCGGUUCGGCCCAGAUGAUCUACGCCUACACCAACGUGAUCCACGGCUUCUCCGCCAGGUUCACACCGGAGGAGGCCCGAGCUAUGGAGGCCCGGCCCGGCAUCCUCUCCGUCCUCCCGGAGAUGAGGUACGAGCUCCACACCACCCGGACCCCUUCCUUCAUGGGCCUGGACCAGAACGCCGCCGUCUUCCCGGAGUCCGAAUCUGCCGGCGAGGUCAUCGUCGGCGUCCUCGACACCGGGAUCUGGCCCGAAAGCCCGAGCCUCGACGAUACGGGCUUCGGGCCGGUCCCGACCUCCUGGAGGGGCGACUGCGAGACGGGAACCAACUUCUCGAAAUCGAGCUGCAACCGGAAGCUGAUCGGAGCCCGAUAUUUCGCGAGAGGCUAUGAGGCCACGCUGGGCCCCAUCGACGAGUCCAAGGAGUCCAAAUCGCCGCUCGACGGCGACGGCCACGGGACCCACACCUCCACGACGGCCGCCGGAUCUGUCGUAACUAACGCCAGCCUGUUCGGGUUCGCCGCAGGGACGGCCCGCGGGAUGGCCUCCCGGGCCCGGUUGGCGGUUUACAAAGUCUGCUGGGCCGGCGGCUGCUUCAGCUCGGACAUCCUGGCGGCUUUGGACCGGUCCGUGACCGACGGCGUCCACGUGCUGUCCCUCUCCCUAGGCGGCGGCAUGUCCGACUACUACAGGGACAGCGUGGCCAUCGGCGCCUUCGCCGCCGUCGAGAGGGGCAUCUUCGUCUCCUGCUCGGCCGGCAACGCCGGGCCCGGCCCGUACAGCCUCUCCAACGUGGCGCCGUGGAUAACCACCGUCGGCGCCGGCACCCUCGACCGCGACUUCCCGGCCUACGUCACCCUCGGGAACGGUAAGAACUUCUCCGGCGUCUCCCUAAUAAAAAGCGGCGACCCACUCCCCGGCAAGCUCCUCCCCUUCAUCUACGCCGGGAACGCCUCCAACGCCACGAACGGCAACCUCUGCAUGACCGGAACCCUCGACCCUGAAAAAGUCAGGGGCAAAAUCGUCCUUUGCGACCGCGGCGUAAACCCCAGAGUCCAGAAGGGCGCAGUCGUCAAAUCCGCCGGAGGCGCCGGGAUGGUCCUCGCCAACACCGCCGCCAACGGCGAGGAACUCGUCGCCGACGCCCACUUGAUUCCCGCCACGGCCGUCGGCGAGACUUCCGGCAAUUUCAUCAAAGAAUAUCUCUCGUCAGAUCCCAAUCCGACGGCCACGAUCUCUUUCGAGGGCACCAAGGUCGGAAUCCAACCGUCCCCCGUCGUCGCAGCCUUCAGCUCCCGAGGCCCCAACUCCAUCACUCCCGAGAUCCUAAAACCAGAUCUAAUAGCCCCCGGCGUAAACAUCCUCGCUGGAUGGUCGGGCCUAAUGGGCCCCACGGGCCUGACCGAGGACAUGCGGCGCGUGGGCUUCAACAUAAUCUCCGGGACUUCCAUGUCUUGCCCCCACGUGAGCGGCCUAGCCGCCCUUCUGAAAGCGGCCCACCCACUCUGGAGCCCGGCCGCCAUAAAAUCAGCCCUCAUGACAACGGCCUACAUUGCGUACAAGAACGGCGGUCCCAUCCUCGACGUGUCCACCGGCCGUCCGUCGACCCCUUUCGACCACGGUGCGGGCCACGCGGACCCAAUCUCGGCCCUAAACCCGGGCCUCGUCUAUGACAUGGAUACCGACGACUACUUAAAUUUCCUCUGCGCUUUGAAAUACACGCCGGCGCAGAUCUACAGCCUGGCGAGGAGGAACUUCAGCUGCGCGCCGCGCAGAGCGUACAGCGCGAACGACCUGAAUUACCCUUCGUUCGCGGUGACACUGAUGGGCGGAGGUGGGGCGGGAUCCGGUGUGGUUAAGCACACGAGAACGCUCACCAAUGUGGGGCCGCCGGGGAGUUACAGGGUCUCGGUUUUGUCGACGAGCGAGUCGGUUAAGAUAUCAGUUGUUCCGGGAGUGCUGAGUUUCGGUCGAGCGAACGAGAAGAAAUCGUAUGUGGUGACGUUCAGCGCGGCGACGACAAUGCCGUCCAAUACGAAUGACUUCGGGACGGUGGAAUGGUCUGAUGGGAGGCAUGUUGUGAGGAGUCCAUUUGCUGUUAGUUGGACAUAA